CUGACUUUCCCACCUCCCAAGCGCUCGCUCCCUUGCAUGCACAUAAAUUCCACAUACAGAGAUAUCCCUCUCGGAUUUUGCUGUCUCCGGUGUUGGUUUCCGUGGAAAAACCAGAAUCUGCUUCCUUGACCCAGUCCCUCAUGGAAGUUCAAACCCACACCGUGUCCGGCUUUGACCUUCAGUCUAAGUCGCCAUUCCCGUACUCCUUCAGCUCCAUGGGCUCACCCACUUCCGACAUUCAUGCCGACGAAUUCAAGCCCUCCGAUAUUCCCGAUUCUUCAUGUCCGAUCAUUCCGGUAACUGAUAACUCUGAGCUUGAAGCCUCGCCUGUUGUUUCUCCGACGGUAGACGAUCUUAAACCCGACCGCUUUGAAAUGCCUUUCGCUCCCAAUGGCGGGGAGGCUUCGCCGGUGCCUGACGGGAGAAUAACGGCCGCCGACGGCGAAGACGGUUCGGGACAGGGAACUGGGUCCACUCAGAUGUCGGCGGCGCCAAAGGCGCCGGCGGGCGCGUGUCCUCAGACGAGUGCCGUGGUGAAGUUGCAGAAGGUGUACAGGAGUUACCGCACCCGGCGUAGACUGGCAGAUUCGGCUGUUGUUGCUGAGGAAUUAUGGUGGCAAGCGAUAGACUAUGUUAGGCUCAAUCAAAGCACGAUUUCAUUCUUCGAUUCACCUGAAACUGCUGUAUCACGGUGGAGUCGAGUUAGAUUGAAUGCUGCCAAGGUGGGCAAGGGUUUGUCCAAAGACGCUAAGGCACAGAAGUUGGCCUUUCAGCAUUGGAUUGAAGCUAUUGAUCCACGCCAUCGGUAUGGACAUAACUUGCAUAAGUAUUAUGAGGAAUGGUGCAAAACUGAUGCUGGUCAACCAUUCUUUUAUUGGUUGGAUAUAGGAGGAGGGAAGAAUUUUGAUCACCCGGACUGUCCCCGUUCAAAGCUUCAAAAGCAAUGCAUUAAGUACCUUGGACCUCAAGAAAGAAAACACUAUGAGUACAUUGUGGAGGAGGGCAAGAUCGUCCACAGUCCAUCUGGAGAUCUCCUUCAUACGAAAAAAGAUUCUGAAAAUGCCAAGUGGAUAUUUGUAAUGAGCACCUCUAAGAAACUUUAUGCAGGCGAGAAAAAGAAAGGAUCAUUCCACCAUUCCAGUUUCCUAGCUGGAGGAGCUACAUUAGCUGCUGGUAGGCUGGUUGCUGAGCAUGGUAUUCUUAAGUCCAUCUCUCCUUAUAGUGGACAUUACCGGCCAACAGAUGACACUCUUGACAGUCUCCAAUCGUAUCUCAAGGAAAAAGGCGUCAACCUUGAUGAAGUUGAGAUACACAAAGCAAAUGAAGACUCAGAUAUGUAUGAGGAUGGAAAGCUUAUAGAAGGAGCAACAUCUGAAGCAUCAAGCACGGCUGAAACACGAGAGCACGAAAUUUCUGAGGAAACUGAAGAAGGAAAGGAAGAGAAUCGACCGCAACCAGGAGGUGGUUAUCAAAGGACUCUGUCUGGGGGCCUUCAGAGCCCAAGAGCCGAAGUGCCCGAGAAAGCUAUAUUGCAGAGAAUCAAUUCAAAGAAAGCUGCAAGAUCCUACCAAUUGGGGCACCAACUUUCUCUCAAAUGGACAACAGGAGCUGGACCCAGGAUUGGUUGUGUUGCAGAUUAUCCUACGGAGCUCAGGGUUCAGGCCUUGGAGAUGCUCAACCUUUCUCCCAAAUGUCCACCCACCCCUUCAUCUUACAGGCGCAUGGGGACGCUUCUAUCACCACCGCCUCGUCCAACGCCUCGUAGCACUAGAGACAACGAUGAUGGAACUGCUAACAGUGGAACCACUAAAGACUAAAACGACCUUGGCGUUUAUGCUGCUGCUCACAUCGUAAAUGCUUUACGUUUACCGCCUUUUGGUGGCAGGUGCUUUUGUUAUAAAUGUAGCAGAUACCUAUCCUUACAUGUCACCUCAGCUUUUAAUUAUUUUGUAGCCUUGUCUAGUUGUUGUUAUCUUCUCCAUCCACGCUUGCCUCCACUAACGGCAAUUCAACAAGGUAUUAAAUGUGAUCGAUCACCAACCAGUCAGGGGCGUGUGGGUGGAGGAAAAAUUUUGUUCGUGCUUAAUGUAUUUGGGCUAGGGCCGAGAUGAUGUAAAAUUCACUACACGUUGCCUGGUUGCACAAAUCAAAAUAGUGUUAUGGAAAAUUACAGUUGAGAAU
This is a messenger RNA of Neltuma alba, 2181 nucleotides long. RefSeq names its product IQ domain-containing protein IQM3. Lineage: Eukaryota; Viridiplantae; Streptophyta; Magnoliopsida; Fabales; Fabaceae. The record is from RefSeq and is a predicted model, not a curated record. Bases 141 to 1817 code for a protein of 558 amino acids. The transcript has 9 exons.